Colossoma macropomum (tambaqui) is the source of this 2849-nucleotide messenger RNA. It is a transcript of the gene slc60a2b, whose product is annotated as major facilitator superfamily domain containing 4B. The record is from RefSeq and is a predicted model, not a curated record. The coding region runs from base 911 to 2491 and encodes 526 amino acids. Lineage: Eukaryota; Metazoa; Chordata; Actinopteri; Characiformes; Serrasalmidae. The transcript is spliced from 5 exons.
UAACCAGGAAUAAAUAAAAAUGGGUGGAAUUUCACUUUAAAUUUAAAUCAUUUAUUAUUAUCAGGCCGCUGAGUUUGGCCGCUGAGUUUGGCCGUUGAGCUGUGAGUCUAAUCUGGACUCAUUUGGUUGAGAAGGCUGUAAAACCUGCUCUGCUGCUGCUUCUUCACUGCGUCUCUCACCUACACAGGUAUCUCAACACGUCGGUCUGGAGGUGCAGCUCAGUGGAGAGCAGCUCACAGGACGCGUCAGUGUUUAACAGUGUCCUUCAGGAAGUUUCCUCACAGUAUUACAGUGUUAGUGAAGGCGGCGCUCUGCAGCGCACUAACACACAUGAUGGUGUACCAGAUGGUUGCUAAGGUGUUGCUAUGGUAUCCUAGGUGGUUGUUAAGAUGUUGCCAAGCCUGUGCUAUGUUGUCCAGGUCUUUGUCAGGGUUUUGCUAAGCCGUUGCUAUGGUAUCCCAGGUGGUUGCUAAGGUGUUGCUAGGGCAUUCCUUUGCUGUGGAAUCCCAGGUGGUUGCUAAGGUGUUAUUAGGCCAGUGCUAUGCUAUCCCAGGUGGUUGCUAAGUUGUUGCCAGGCCAUUGCUGUAUUAUCCCAGGUGGUUGCUCAGGUGUCGCUAGGCCACUGCAAUGCUAUCCCAGGUGGUUGCUAAGGUGUUGCUAGGCAGUUUCAGUGGCAUCCAGGGGGUUGUUAAGGUAUUGCUAAGCCAUUUUGGUUGCUAAGCUGUUCCUAGACCAUUGCUAUGUUAUCCCGGGUGGUUGCUAUAGUGUUACUAGGCAGUUGCUGUGGUAUUCUAGGUGGUUGCUAAGGACUGUAAUAUGUAAGCAUAAAUGGUGUAAGUAUAAAAUAGUGUAGAGUAGAAAUAGUGAAAUAUACUCAGUAAACAUUGAAUAUGAAGAGCCAUGAGAGGGAAUGUGUAUCUCCGUUUUGGGGCCGACGUUAGAGGAUCUGGCCAAAAACGUGAAUAAAAACAUCAGUAACAUUUCCUACGUCUUCGCUGGCCGCGCGACGGGCUACAUCGGGGGGUCUCUGGUGGGGGGCAUCCUGUUUGACUUCCUUAACCCUCAUCUGCUCCUGGGUUUUGCGAUGUUGCUGACGUCGUUCGGGAUGUUUGCGAUUCCGUUCUGUAAGAAGGCUCUGAUCCUCACCCUCCUGGUGUCCAGUGUGGGUGUGUCCAUGGGCAUCCUCGACACAGGUGGGAACGUGUUGAUCUUGAACACGUGGGGUGACCAGGCCGGACCCCACCUGCAGGCGCUCCACUUCACGUUUGCUGCCGGGGCCUUCGCCUCGCCAAUCAUCGCCAAGCUGCUCUUCGGCCAUGACGACCGGAACACGUCCGUAACAACCGACACUAACGCUACCAACUCCAAGACAGACGCGUCGAUUCUAACCUUCUUCCACAGCAAAGGAACCAUCCUGAUGUCCAUGUGGGCUUACAUCGUCAUCGGCGCCUUCAUCCUGCUGGUGUCGUUUCUCUUCUUCAUCAUGUACUCCCGAAGCUCCGCCUCUUCGAACCAGGCGUCUUCGUCUUCGGGGAAGCAGCUGGUCGCCAAACACCACAAGGCGCUGAUCGUGCUGCUGUCCAUCUUUUUCUUCUGGUACGUCGGCGCCGAGGUGGCAUACGGUUCCUUCAUCUUCAACUACGCCAAGGACUACGUGGGCAUGGAGCAGCCGCAUGCCGCGGGGCUGAACUCGCUCUUCUGGGGGUCGUUCGCCGCAUGCAGGGGUUUAGCCAUCGUGUUUGCGGCCUGCGUGUACCCCGGCACCAUGAUCAUGCUCAGCCUGAUCGGCUGCACCGUAUCGUCUGUGCUGCUGGUUUUAUACAGCCGCCACAAGGUGGCGCUGUGGUCCUGCACGGCUCUUUACGGCGCCUCCAUGGCAACCACCUUCCCCAGCGGGAUCUCCUGGGUGGAGCAGUACACGGAGGUGACCGCAAAGUCCGCGGCGGCGUUCGUCGUCGGCGCGGCUCUCGGGGAGAUGGUACUGCCGGCUUCGCUGGGUUUCCUGUUGGGACACGUGAGGGAUCAGCCGCUGCUGAUGUAUCUGACUCUCGUAACGGCCACCAUCACCUCCAUCCUCUUCCCCGUCAUGUACAAACUGGCGUCACCAGGAGGGGGCGCUGCAGUGAGAAAGCUGAGAGCCAGAGGACGCGGGGACGCAGACGAGAGCGACCGGCAGGCACUGCUCCAUUCUGUCGCCAAUGACGACGAGGAGGCGGAGCCGGAAGAGGACGGCGGCGGCGGCGAAUCGGAAGCUGACCAGUGGAACGACGCGGACUUCGAGGUGAUCGAGAUGGACGACACGAGCCUCGUUAACUCGCCCAGUAAAGUCAGUGCGUCGCCUCCUGACGCUUCGUCCAGCUCCCAGAAUGCUCUGGCUUCCUCAGUCACUGCCCCCGACGCCGCUGGGCUUGUCGCCGUGGGCGACUCCGUCUCUGUCCUGAACGUCUCGCCGAGGCGCAAAUUGAUGCUGGAUCGGGAGAAGAACGAUUAAAGAACGACGUUCUGAUACAGUCUCAAUAAUCAAUACUGGAACCGAUCACGGAACUUGAACAGGUUGGUCUCGGAUAUCCGAUCUGCUAAGGCUGUUUAACCCACUGUGCUGGUGAUAUAAACAGAAUUCAUCCCGAUAUUCAUCCCUUAUCAAAACAUGCCUGCCACCUAGUGGUAGCACAAAGACUUGCGUCUAUAAGCCUGAACUUGCAGUAUAAAUGCGUAUGGACCUCGCACAGUGCUGCCCCCUGCCUUCCCUCAGUGGUACUGCACCUGCAAGCCCUUUUUUUUUGCUUAUUGCAUGAAAGAAAAACAAUCAGCAGUGAUAAAAACUGAUAUCAAGCACUAAAAUGUCGCUU